AUGGCCCAGCUAGUGAGUGAUUGUAGUAGGCCUAACAAGGUUCUCAAGGACAAGGAUGUUAACUUAGUGGCCAAGCACCUUAAGGAGUACACUGGGGUGGCUGUUAGCCCAACUCAGGACCACCCUAAGGAUGCUAAGUUCCUUAACUGUCCUAUUAGGUUCUACCUAGAGAUGGAGGCCAUAUUUGGUCAUGAAAUGGCCAUUGCCGCUAAGGCUGAUGGGACUGCCUUGAACAAUGGCUAUGAGGAGAAAACCAACACUGAAGUUGGUGAGGGCAGCAAGGCCAUAACGGUGUUGGCCACUUCUAGGGUUGGUGGGAAGAGGAAGAGAGGCACAUUCACUGAGGAUGAGAUGCUCUUGCUCACCAACAUGUUCGAUGUAGUGAACAAUGUGGCUAAUGCUUUUAGGGAAACUGGUCCAGCCCAUGUUGAUGCUAAUCUCUACCUUGCUGUUAUGGAGACUCCUGGCUUUUUUGGGGAGGCUUUCAUUGUGGCCUACACCUACCUAUUGGACAACAAAGCCCAAAGCAGGGACUUUGUUGGCAUGAGUGAUAGCCAUAGGGACAUUUGGCUUAGGAACUACCUAGCCAAGAACUACUACAUGUAG
This is a messenger RNA of Miscanthus lutarioriparius, 606 nucleotides long. NCBI's taxonomy places the organism in Eukaryota, Viridiplantae, Streptophyta, Magnoliopsida, Poales, Poaceae. The record is from the annotation of a GenBank genome assembly.